AUGGGGGCAGGGAGUGAGGGAGACCAGGCCGCGUCUGCCAGGAGGGGUGCUCCGGACCCAGCUGUUUCAGCCCCUCCGGAGACGGCCUGGUGGUGGCUGCUGCACUGGGCGCUGCUGGCCUCGGCCUCGUGUCUCCCUCCCUGCUGCGCCUCCCGGCCAGUCCUUAACCCACGCACUCCGUUCGAGUACAUGAUCCUGGCCACCAUCAUCGCCAACUGCAUCGUGCUGGCUCUGGAGCAGCACCUCCCUGAUGGGGACAAAACGCCCAUGUCCGAGCGGCUGGACGACACGGAGCCCUAUUUCAUCGGGAUCUUUUGCUUCGAGGCAGGAAUCAAAAUCAUCGCCCUGGGCUUUGUCUUCCACAAGGGCUCUUACCUGCGGAACGGCUGGAACGUCAUGGACUUCGUGGUCGUCCUCACAGGGAUCCUUGCCACGGCUGGAACUGACUUCGACCUGCGAACACUGAGGGCUGUGCGUGUGCUGAGGCCCCUAAAGCUGGUGUCUGGGAUUCCAAGUUUGCAGGUGGUGCUCAAGUCCAUCAUGAAGGCCAUGGUUCCACUCCUGCAGAUCGGGCUGCUUCUCUUCUUUGCCAUCCUCAUGUUUGCCAUCAUUGGCCUGGAGUUCUACAUGGGCAAGUUCCACAAGGCCUGCUUCCCCAACAGCACAGAUGCAGAGCCCGUGGGUGACUUCCCCUGUGGCAAGGAGGCCCCAGCCCGGCUGUGCGAGGGCGACACUGAGUGCCGGGAGUACUGGCCAGGACCCAACUUCGGCAUCACCAACUUUGACAACAUCCUGUUUGCCAUCUUGACGGUGUUCCAGUGCAUCACCAUGGAGGGCUGGACUGACAUCCUCUACAACACAAACGAUGCGGCCGGCAACACCUGGAACUGGCUCUACUUCAUCCCUCUCAUCAUCAUCGGCUCCUUCUUCAUGCUCAACCUGGUGCUGGGCGUGCUGUCGGGGGAGUUUGCCAAGGAGCGAGAGAGGGUGGAGAACCGCCGUGCCUUCCUGAAGCUGCGCCGGCAGCAGCAGAUCGAGCGAGAGCUCAACGGGUACCUGGAGUGGAUCUUCAAGGCGGGUGAGGGCCCGUGGCCUGAGGGCUGCAGCUCAGGCAGUCUCUCCCAUCCUUUGUUUAAAGCAGUGCUGAAGAGAGCGGCCACGAAGAAGAGCAGAAAUGACCUGAUCCACGCAGAGGAGGGGGAGGACCGGUUUGCAGAUCUCUGUGCUGUUGGAUCCCCCUUCGCCCGCGCCAGCCUCAAGAGCGGGAAGACAGAGAGCUCGUCAUACUUCCGGAGGAAGGAGAAGAUGUUCCGGUUUUUCAUCCGGCGCAUGGUGAAGGCUCAGAGCUUCUACUGGGUGGUGCUGUGUGUGGUGGCCCUGAACACACUGUGUGUGGCCAUGGUGCAUUACAACCAGCCGCGGCGGCUCACCACGGCGCUGUAUUUUGCAGAGUUUGUUUUCCUGGGUCUCUUCCUCACAGAGAUGUCCCUGAAGAUGUAUGGCCUGGGGCCCAGAAGCUACUUCCGGUCCUCCUUCAACUGCUUUGACUUUGGGGUCAUUGUGGGGAGCGUCUUUGAAGUGGUCUGGGCGGCCAUCAAGCCUGGAAGCUCCUUUGGGAUCAGCGUGCUGCGGGCCCUCCGCCUGCUGAGGAUCUUCAAAGUCACGAAGUACUGGAGCUCCCUGCGGAACCUGGUGGUGUCCCUGCUGAACUCCAUGAAGUCCAUCAUCAGCCUGCUCUUCUUGCUCUUCCUGUUCAUUGUGGUCUUCGCCCUGCUGGGGAUGCAGCUGUUUGGGGGACAGUUCAACUUCCAGGAUGAGACUCCCACAACCAACUUCGACACCUUCCCUGCUGCCAUCCUCACUGUCUUCCAGAUCCUGACAGGAGAGGACUGGAAUGCAGUGAUGUAUCACGGGAUCGAAUCGCAAGGCGGUGUCAGCAAAGGCAUGUUCUCGUCCUUUUACUUCAUUGUCCUGACGCUGUUCGGAAACUACACUCUGCUGAAUGUCUUCCUGGCCAUCGCUGUGGACAACCUGGCCAACGCCCAGGAGCUGACCAAGGAUGAAGAGGAGAUGGAAGAAGCAGCCAAUCAGAAGCUUGCUCUGCAAAAGGCCAAAGAAGUGGCCGAAGUCAGCCCCAUGUCUGCCGCGAACAUCUCCAUCGCUGCUUUUGUAAAGCAAGCUCGAGGUACUGUAUCUCGCAGCUCAUCUGUCUCCAGCGUGAACUCACCGGCCUGGCCUUGCCCUCCAGGGGAAGACUCUGCAGGCCAGGCCCUGCAGCCAGCAUGGAGCUGGGCUCAGUCUUUCCCCGAGCACUGUUUGCUGCUGGCUGUCAGAAGCACUGAUGUCUCCUGGGGCAAGAAAGCAUGCUGGAUCCUGAAUCCAUCCACAGGGUGGAAUAAGGUUCACAGGGGAGUCUGCCAGCCUGACAGCGCCCUCAGUCCAGCAGACAGCCUGGCCUCUCCCUGCUCCAGGCGUUUCCUGGGCGAGAAGGAGCCGCACCUGAAUGCAAGGAGGCACAAGGCGCAGCCGGCGCACGAGGCUGUGGAGAAGGAGGCCACGGAGAAGGAGGCCACGGAGAAGGAGGCCGAGAUAGUGGAAGCCGACAAGGAGAAGGAGCUCCGGAACCACCAGCCCAGGGAGCCACACUGUGACCUGGAGACCAGUGGGACGGUGACUGUGGGCCCUAUGCACACGCUGCCCAGCACCUGUCUCCAGAAGGUGGAGGAACAGCCAGAGGAUGCAGACAAUCAGCGGAAUGUCACUCGCAUGGGCAGUCAGCCCCCAGACCCGAGCACUGUUGUACACAUCCCGGUGAUGCUGACAGGCCCUCCUGGGGAAGCCACGGUCGUUCCCAGUGGUAACGUGGACCUGGAAAGCCAAGCAGAGGGGAAGAAGGAGGUAGAAGCGGAUGACGUGAUGAGGAGCGGCCCCCGGCCCAUCGUCCCGUACAGCUCCAUGUUCUGUUUAAGCCCCACCAACCUGCUCCGCCGCUUCUGUCACUACAUCGUGACCAUGAGGUACUUCGAGAUGGUGAUUCUCGUGGUCAUCGCCUUGAGCAGCAUCGCCCUGGCUGCUGAGGACCCAGUGCACACGGACUCGCCCAGGAACAAUGCUCUGAAAUACCUGGAUUACAUUUUCACUGGUGUCUUUACCUUUGAGAUGGUGAUAAAGAUGAUCGACUUGGGACUGCUGCUUCACCCUGGGGCGUAUUUCCGGGACUUGUGGAACAUUCUGGACUUCAUUGUGGUCAGUGGCGCCCUGGUGGCGUUUGCUUUCUCGAGCUUCGUGGGAGGAUCCAAAGGGAAAGACAUCAAUACCAUCAAGUCCCUGAGAGUCCUUCGUGUCCUGCGGCCCCUCAAGACCAUCAAACGGCUGCCCAAGCUCAAGGCUGUGUUUGACUGUGUGGUGAACUCCCUGAAGAAUGUCCUCAACAUCUUGAUUGUCUACAUGCUCUUCAUGUUCAUCUUUGCUGUCAUUGCCGUGCAGCUCUUCAAAGGGAAGUUUUUCUACUGCACAGAUGAAUCCAAGGAGCUGGAGAGAGACUGCAGGGGUCAGUAUUUGGAUUAUGAGAAGGAGGAAGUGGAAGCUCAGCCCAGGCAGUGGAAGAAAUACGACUUUCACUACGACAAUGUGCUCUGGGCUCUGCUGACACUGUUCACGGUGUCCACGGGAGAAGGCUGGCCCAUGGUGCUGAAACACUCCGUGGAUGCCACCUAUGAGGAGCAGGGGCCGAGCCCUGGGUACCGCAUGGAGCUGUCCAUCUUCUACGUGGUCUACUUUGUGGUCUUUCCCUUCUUCUUUGUCAACAUCUUUGUGGCCUUGAUCAUCAUCACCUUCCAGGAGCAGGGGGACAAGGUGAUGUCUGAAUGCAGCCUGGAGAAGAACGAGAGGGCUUGCAUUGACUUCGCCAUCAGCGCCAAACCCCUGACACGGUACAUGCCCCAAAACAGGCAGUCGUUCCAGUAUAAGACGUGGACAUUUGUGGUCUCCCCACCCUUUGAGUACUUCAUCAUGGCCAUGAUAGCCCUCAACACCGUGGUGCUGAUGAUGAAGUUCUAUGAUGCGCCCUAUGAGUACGAGCUGAUGCUGAAGUGCCUGAACAUCGUGUUCACGUCCAUGUUCUCCAUGGAAUGCGUGCUGAAGAUCAUCGCCUUCGGGGUGCUGAACUAUUUCAGAGAUGCCUGGAAUGUCUUUGACUUUGUCACUGUGUUGGGAAGUAUUACUGAUAUUUUAGUAACAGAGAUUGCGAACAAUUUCAUCAACCUCAGCUUCCUCCGCCUCUUCCGAGCUGCGCGGCUGAUCAAGCUGCUUCGCCAGGGUUACACCAUCCGCAUCCUGCUGUGGACCUUUGUCCAGUCCUUCAAGGCCCUGCCCUAUGUGUGUCUGCUCAUUGCCAUGCUGUUCUUCAUCUACGCCAUCAUCGGCAUGCAGGUGUUUGGGAAUAUUGCCCUGGAUGAUGACACCAGCAUCAACCGCCACAACAACUUCCGGACAUUUUUGCAAGCGCUGAUGCUGCUGUUCAGGAGCGCCACGGGGGAGGCCUGGCACGAGAUCAUGCUGUCCUGCCUGAGCAACCAGGCCUGUGAUGAGCAGGCCAACGCCACCGAGUGUGGAAGUGACUUUGCCUACUUCUACUUCGUCUCCUUCAUCUUCCUGUGCUCCUUUCUGAUGUUGAACCUCUUUGUGGCUGUGAUCAUGGACAAUUUUGAGUACCUUACGCGGGACUCUUCCAUCCUAGGUCCUCACCACUUGGACGAGUUCAUCCGGGUCUGGGCUGAAUAUGACCCAGCUGCGUGUGGGCGCAUCAGUUACAAUGACAUGUUUGAGAUGCUGAAACACAUGUCCCCGCCUCUGGGGCUGGGGAAGAAAUGCCCUGCUCGAGUUGCCUACAAGCGUCUGGUUCGCAUGAACAUGCCCAUCUCCAGCGAGGACAUGACUGUCCACUUCACGUCCACACUCAUGGCCCUCAUCCGGACGGCACUGGAGAUCAAGCUGGCCCCAGCUGGGACAAAGCAGCAUCAGUGUGACGCGGAGUUGAGGAAGGAGAUUUCCGUUGUGUGGGCCAAUCUGCCCCAGAAGACUCUGGACUUGCUGGUACCACCCCAUAAGCCGGAUGAGAUGACAGUGGGGAAGGUUUACGCAGCUCUGAUGAUAUUCGACUUCUACAAGCAGAACAAAACCACCAGAGACCAGAUGCACCAGGCUCCCGGAGGCCUCUCCCAGAUGGGUCCUGUGUCCCUGUUCCACCCCUUGAAGGCCACCCUGGAGCAGACGCAGCCAGCUGUGCUCCGAGGAGCCCGGGUUUUCCUUCGACAGAAGAGUUCCACCUCCCUCAGCAAUGGCGGGGCCAUACAAAACCAAGAGAGUGGCAUCAAGGAGUCUGUCUCCUGGGGCACUCAAAGGACCCAGGAUGGGCCCCACGAGGCCAGGCCGCCCCUGGAGCGUGGCCACUCCACAGAGAUCCCUGUGGGGCAGUCAGGAGCACUGGCUGUGGACGUUCAGAUGCAGAGCAUGACCCGGAGGGGCCCUGACGGGGAGCCCCAGCCUGGGCUGGAGAGCCAGGGUCGAGCAGCCUCCAUGCCCCGCCUUGCAGCUGAGACUCAGCCCGUCACAGAUGCCAGCCCCAUGAAGCGCUCCAUCUCCACGCUGGCCCAAAGGCCCCGCGGGACUCAUCUCUGCAGCACCACCCCGGACCGCCCACCCCCUAGCCAGGCACCACACCACCACCACCACCGCUGCCACCGCCGCAGGGACAGGAAGCAGAGGUCCCUGGAGAAGGGGCCCAGCCUGUCUGCCGAUACGGAUGGUGCACCAAGCAGUGCUGCGGGGCCGGGGCUGCCCCCGGGAGAGGGGCCUACAGGCUGCCGGCGGGAACGAGAGCGCCGGCAGGAGCGGGGCCGGUCCCAGGAGCGGAGGCAGCCCUCAUCCUCCUCCUCAGAGAAGCAGCGCUUCUACUCCUGUGACCGCUUUGGGGGCCGUGAGCCCCCCAAGCCCAAGCCCUCCCUUAGCAGCCACCCCACGUCGCCAACAGCUGGCCAGGAGCCAGGUCCCCACCCACAGGGCAGUGGUUCCGUGAACGGGAGCCCCUUGCUGUCAACAUCUGGUGCUAGCACCCCCGGCCGUGGUGGGCGGAGGCAGCUCCCCCAGACACCCCUGACUCCCCGCCCCAGCAUCACCUACAAGACCGCCAACUCCUCACCCAUCCACUUCGCCGGGGCUCAGACCAGCCUCCCUGCCUUCUCCCCGGGCCGGCUCAGCCGUGGGCUUUCUGAACACAACGCCCUGCUGCAGAAAGACCCCCUCAGCCAGCCCCUGGCCCCUGGUUCUCGAAUCGGCUCUGACCCUUACCUGGGGCAGCGUCUGGACAGCGAGGCCUCUGUCCACGCCCUGCCUGAGGACACGCUCACUUUCGAGGAGGCUGUGGCCACCAACUCAGGCCGCUCCUCCAGGACUUCCUACGUGUCCUCCCUGACCUCCCAGUCUCACCCUCUCCGCCGCGUGCCCAAUGGUUACCACUGCACCCUGGGACUCAGCUCAGGCGGCCGAGCACGGCACAGCUACCACCACCCUGACCAAGACCACUGGUGCUAGCUGCACCGUGACUGCUCAGACGCCUGCAUGCAGCAGGCGUGUGUUCCAGUGGAUGAGUUUUAUCAUCCACACGGGGCAGCAGCCCCUGGGGGGAGGCCUCGCCCACCUUGGUGAGGCUCCUGCGGCCCCUCCCUCCCCCUCCUUCCCUCUUUUACUCUAGACGACGAAUAAAGCCCUGUU
Molecule: messenger RNA, 6771 nt
Organism: Mandrillus leucophaeus (drill)
Lineage: Eukaryota; Metazoa; Chordata; Mammalia; Primates; Cercopithecidae
Gene: CACNA1B
Product: calcium channel, voltage-dependent, N type, alpha 1B subunit
Exons: 49
Coding region: 1-6591 (2196 amino acids)
Biological process (GO): calcium ion import across plasma membrane; chemical synaptic transmission
Cellular component (GO): voltage-gated calcium channel complex; neuronal cell body; membrane
Molecular function (GO): calcium ion binding; high voltage-gated calcium channel activity
Source: RefSeq, a predicted model, not a curated record